Pyricularia oryzae 70-15 is the source of this 2675-nucleotide messenger RNA. RefSeq lists its product as uncharacterized. Gene Ontology annotation, molecular function: zinc ion binding; sequence-specific DNA binding. Lineage: Eukaryota; Fungi; Ascomycota; Sordariomycetes; Magnaporthales; Pyriculariaceae. Gene Ontology annotation, biological process: regulation of DNA-templated transcription. The transcript has 2 exons. The record is from RefSeq and is a predicted model, not a curated record. Bases 156 to 920 code for a protein of 254 amino acids.
CAGCGAAACGCACUCAUUCUUGUUUUAUUGUUUUUUUCUGUUUGUGUUUUUCAGUUUUCGCCAAACCAACAAAAACUUGAACUCAAUUCAAUCGAGACGCUCCGCCAGACAGAUGUUCAACGAUCAGACACGACGACCCUUACACUAGGCAGGCAAUGUGCGCAAACCUCUCAGAGGAGUCGGCGAUCCAGAUUAGUGACGGGCGCCCUCUCAGUCGCAGCCCCGAAUGGGGGGAUCACGGCGGCGGGCAGCCCCACAAGCAGCAGCAGCAGCACCGUCAAUACCAACCGCAUCACCGCCAGCAUCCUCAUCAUCACCAGAGUAAUCAAAAUUACAAUCACAACCUCCGCCACCAGUCGACCAAGUCCGCUGCCGCCAAAACACAAGACCGUCACCAGCAACCAGCAGUGUGGACUUGGUUGAAUGCAAUUGGGGCUGAUGGUGCUCGCAUGGUGACUCCAUCCCACCCGUGUAGUCCCCCGACCCAUGUGCCGCCAACAGAUUCCCCCGAAUUCGGCACCACCACCACCAGCAGCUUCGUUCGACCCUUGGUCCGACGGCGCUCGACUUUACCAACCAAUUCACCCAUGUCAACCCACGAUGGCAACUCAGCCGAUGCUUCAAGAAUUAAUUUCGCUUUCGACCCAAGGCAACAAAUCAGCACCAGUGGUGUACUUUUUGGCGUCUCUGAGCUUUUUGAUUGGCGACCUCCCCACGUGGAUGCUUCUCAUAAGCGCAAGGUUUCGCCUCCACAGACUUGCGUCAAAUGCCAUACAACCGAGACACCAGAAUGGCGCAACGGUCCAGCAGGUCCCGGGACCCUGUGCAACGUCUGCGGCUUGGUGUUUGCAAAGAAACGCGCGCGCAGAGAUCGAGACUCCUGGUCUCUAGAUGUCAAUAAUGCGCGCGGGGGCUGCUAGCACCCAACGAAAUUUUCUGCAGUCGCCAUGCCACCAAACCAGCCAUUGAUCCAAGACAUAGUCUGGGCCUAGGGUGUCCAGUGGCCUUCUCAUCCUACCUAGGCUACCUAGGUUCUCAGUCUAGCAGAGGGACUACGGAACCUGUAUUCAGGGUGGGAAACCAUGCCCGAUACCAAGAUUUAGCCAAGGCCGGCAGACGAAAAAAAGAAAACACGCCAGUUAAUGAUCAUGCGACAUGGUUGACAUAAUUAAUUUACCUAUCGGCCGCAAUAAUGACAACAUUAUGAGAACAAUAUGAGAACAACGAGAGCAACAACAACGGCAGCAGCAACAAGAGAACGAACCCCACCCAUUCCUUUGGUCGGAUUUAUUGUUUAGAUUCUCCAACAAAUUAGUUGAGCUCAAUACGUACCCGGCAAAACUGCCACAAGGCCUCCAUCAACUAUCAACGAUAAGCCGUUGACGUAUGCUCCUGCUCGCGACGCCAAGUAUAGCGCUGCCCCGGCGAGGUCAGCGUCGUCGCCGAAGCGUCGCUCCGGUAUGUUAUUAGCAGACAGCCCACUCUUGUCGUCACUGAGCAAGGGUGCAGUCAUCUCAGCUUUUGAAUAGAAGCCAGUUAGCCACGUUGUUUGUGCACUUUUUUAUUUUCUUUUUUCUUUUUCUGUUUCUUUCGGUGCCUUUGUUAUGAUUUCCAAUGAUGAUAAUAUAUGUUGGGGGGACGGAAGGCGCUCACUCGGAAAUACCCCCAGGUUGAGCAGGUUCACCCGGAUUCGAUAAGGCACAAACAAAGUGCUCAAAAUUUUAAACAUCUGGUUUACUGCCGCUUUGCUGGUCGCGUACGCGACGGCUCCGCUCCCCGCCAAUUGUCUCACGUAUGCUACCGCGCUCGAAUUGACGAUGACCUGGCUCGAAACACCUGGCAGGCGGUUGGUUUCGCUGUUCCCUUUAUCCAAAAGGUCGAGGAAGGCGGCGCAAGUAAAAAAGGCACCUGUGACGUUGGUUGCAAAUGGUCGUGUGAAAUUCUCAUCCGACCAUUCGUUAAAAAUGUAGUUUUGCAGCUGUCCCGGCGACGGGGUUAACGUGCCAAUGCCGAGCAGAUUAGGGCCCGUAACGCCGGCGUUGACGACGACGAGGUGGACAAAGCCCACAUCUGCUGCAAUUUGGGCGGCCGCAGAAGCGAGCUCAUCCUUUUGCAUUACGUCGACGCGCAACGGGACCAUGACGCCUGCGGCCGUGCGAUCAGACCCCAACGCUGCCGUCUCCUGGAGCUUUUCGAACCGACGGCCGAGCAGGUACACGCGCGCAGCACCAUUGUACGCCAAGGCCAGGGCGAUGGAGCGACCUAUACCGCUCCCGGCCCCCGUCACGACGGCCACCAGGCCGUUGACUCUGAAAAGUGCUGCCGGGUCAAACUUGGACGGGUCAACGGUGUUGCUGUUCAUGGUGAUGUAGUUGAGUCCCUAUAUAGAUAGCGUCUUUGGAGUACAAUUGUUGUUAGUGGAGUCGACUCGGACGAGGGUGGUGUUGGACAAUCUGUUGAAACUCGAGAGAUGUUGACGGUUCCGGGUAGAUGAAUGACAGAUAAAUAGGGUCUCAAAUAUAUACACAGACAAGGUUUGAGAUCUUAAACCCCCAGGGUGCAUUGGCAGGUUUUGCGUGCAUUUUCUGCAAACCGAGCACGUUUCUGAUGUGGAGGAUUUACCCAUGGCUACAGGUAAAGCUUGGGAUGGCUCGCGAGCCAAUUCUAUCCGCCGA